Molecule: messenger RNA, 2445 nt
Organism: Ectocarpus sp. CCAP 1310/34
Lineage: Eukaryota; Phaeophyceae; Ectocarpales; Ectocarpaceae
Source: the annotation of a GenBank genome assembly
UGCUCACCGCGGUGCUACAGACAGGAGAGCACACACAAGAGAAGCGGCUCCAAACGCAAAGGGCAACAGGUUCUAGUUUCGACCGCGCUUUUGAAGGUGCAAAGCGACUGUUUUUCUCGACCAGGCCCACUGCAGAUCGCAGAAAAGUCAAUGGCGGCGAAAAGCGGCUGGCUUGGACGGGUGCCCGGCGUCCUAGGCGGUCUCCUGGUAGCUGCUCUCAUUGCCGCCCCCGUUGACGCGGCCGGAACAGUAGCGUUCGCCAACGGGAGGUCUAUCGACGCCGACGCCAACGCCGCUAUGGCUGUGGUUGCUGCAGACAUUGACUCGGACGGCGACUUGGAUGUCCUGGUCGCAAAACUCAUGAGUUACGACGAAAGGACGGUCAUAUGGUAUGAGAACGUGGACGGCGAAGGAACGUUUUCGGAAGGUGUGGCGAUCUCCGAUGACCGCGAGUCAGCAGCAGGGUCAGUCGCGGUUGCAGACCUGAACGGUGACGGCUUUCCCGAUGUUGUAGUGGCGUUCCCCUACAGCGACACGGUGACUUGGUACAGGAAUUCUGACGGCCUCGGAAGUUUUUCACUCGGUGUUGACAUUGCCACGGAUACCGACGGUGCCUGGGUAGUCAAGUGCGCUGAUGUCGACGGCGACGGUGACUUCGACAUCAUUUCUGUGUCAUCAUUCGAUGAUCGAGUUACUUGGUACGAGAACACCGACGGAGAGGGAACGUUCGCUGUCGGCCUCGACAUUUCAGCCACGUCGAGUGGGGCGGACAUGGCAGUCGCAGCCGAUAUUGACGGCGACGAGGCUGUCGACAUCGUGGUCGCAUCCUUCGACGACGAUCGUGUGACGUGGUUCAAGAACACGGACGGGAAGGGGGCGUUCGCGCUGGGCGUGGAUCUGGCGCAGGAUGCCAAUGGAGCGACGUAUGUCGCUGCGGGAGAUCUCGAUGGAGACGGUGACCUCGACGUCGUAUCAGGGUCCUACUACGAUGGGCGUGUCACCUGGUAUGAGAAUACCGAUGGCGCGGGCACCUUUGCGGUCGGGCAGGACAUCGACAUUUUACCUUCAGUGGCGAGUGCUGUCGCGGUGGAUCUGGACAGCGACGGAGACAUGGACAUAGUCGUCUGUGAUUUUGACGGCGGGGGCAUCGUGUGGUACGAAAACACCGACGGGCAAGCGACCUUUUCGACGGCCAUCGACAUCGCCGUCGACGUUGGCGUGUUUGAGGUGAUCGCGGUUGACCUCGACGGGGACGGUGACCUGGACCUGUUGUCCGCCUCGAAGGAGAGUGACCGUGUGAUCUGGUAUGAGAACCUCUUUGACGGCGAAGUUUCAACGCCAUCCCCACUCUCCGACAAUGUCCCAACGCCCGGCCCAGCCCCAGUGAUCGUUUCCACUGACGUCCCCGCUCCGAGCCCACCGACGACUUCGCCCCUGACGCCGGCUCCCAUCACUGACGACCCGGCUCCGAGCCCACAGACGACUUCGCCCCUGGCGCCGGCUCCCAUGACGAGUUCUACCGAAGGCAAUCCAUCACCAUCACCCGAACAACAACCUUCCGGUACCGUGGAACCUUCACCUGUGGGGGAAACGCUACCACCGUCGGUUGACUCAGCUGCCAAUGUCGACGACGACAACGACGACGAUGAUGGGCUUUCUGGAGGCGCAAUUGCUGGAAUAGCAGUGGCUGCAGUGGCUGCGGUGGUAGGUGGGGGGGGAUGCAUCAACUUCCAUUAUCACAGCAGUCGAAGCUCAUGAGUCAUGAGUCGGCUGUAGUCAUGGCGUCUACUUGUCGUCGCGUCCUGGACAAACUAACGUGAAUAAUACGCAAAUUACGAACCAAACGCCACAACAGACAAAAUGCGUGAUGAUGGUACCCCGCUCACUGGGCCAAUUUUUAUGAGAGAAAUGAGAAGAACAAGUUUUAUUCUUGUUUCGACAUCAGCGGAAACUGCUGUGUCGCACAACAAACGUUUCUAAAUUGAACUCUGUAUGUCCUGUCGUGAUAUCCUUGAUUGAUCGAUUUGUCAGCGACGAAAGGUGGUCCAGUUGUUCGACCCGUUCCGCGAACCCUGUCUACCGAGUAUAGCGCCUUCCUUGUUUUAUUGAACCUUUCCGUACGACAAACCCUUUCAGCGGGGAUUGGUUUUGGUGCAAGUUUGCUAUGCACCUCAUCGUGGUGAAAUAUUACUGUCACGGGAGUCUUUGUGGUGGAAAGGGUCGCGAGUGGUACGGUCCUGCCCGAUCCGAGUGGCCCGAACGCGUAUUACUUGCCGAGUUCAAGCGCGACGUUUGGCCUCCGAGUUGUUUUGGCGUGAUUGGAGUGGUCUUUGUGGUGGAAAGGGUCGCGAGUGGUACGGUCCUGCCCGAUCCGAGUGGCCCGAACGCGUAUUACUUGCCGAGUUCAAGCGCGACGUUUGGCCUCCGAGUUGUUUUGGCGUGAUU